Messenger RNA from Mangifera indica (mango), 843 nucleotides. RefSeq names its product cucumber peeling cupredoxin-like. The record is from RefSeq and is a predicted model, not a curated record. Bases 99 to 641 code for a protein of 180 amino acids. Lineage: Eukaryota; Viridiplantae; Streptophyta; Magnoliopsida; Sapindales; Anacardiaceae. Gene Ontology annotation, cellular component: plasma membrane. Gene Ontology annotation, molecular function: electron transfer activity. The transcript is spliced from 2 exons.
UUUCUCAUAACUCAUUUCAGCAACCAAAGCGUAUAACUAAACUAAUUAGCGCAACUUUGCUUAAUUAGUUUCUGUUUAAUUAAGAUAUAUUGAGAGCGAUGGCUAGGUUUCUGGGCUUGGCAUUUGUCGGGGUUAUUGCGGUGGCUCUCCUGCACUGCGCGGUGGAAGCGACGGUUCAUGUAGUGGGAGACAACCAGGGAUGGAAAAUUCCGCAACCAGCAAAUGCUUAUGAAACUUGGAUUUCUGGCAAAACCUUCAUGGUUGGUGAUAUUCUAACUUUCAACUUCGCCACAAAUGAACAUGACGUAGUUGAAGUUCCAAAAGAAUCCUACGACGCCUGCACUGGUUCAAACCCCAUCGGACAGGUAAUCACAAACGGUCCCGCAAACGUCACCCUUCAAUCUGCCGGCACCAAGUACUACAUAUGCACGAUCGGGCAACACUGCGCCAACGGCCAGAAACUAUCCAUUACAGUCAGCUCCGCCACAGCUGGCCCUCCGACGUCGGGCCCCUCUGCAUCUAUGGUUCCACCUACUACUCCCUCCGGCGGCAGUGGGCCGACCCCUGAUUCUUCUUCACCUGUGGCUUUGAGUGGUGCUUUGUUGUCCCUGUUUGCUGUUAUUGUAGGUUUGUUGUUUUAGAAUAUAAGAGGAUUACAAAAAAGCUUAAUUUAGGCCAGUAGUUUGUUUUCCAUACUUGCUGUUGUUUCAGAUUUGUAUGUUAUAGAAUAAAGUUAUGAUGAUUCAUUUGUACGCCAUUGAAUUUUCAUAAAUUUUGUAUUGAAUUUUAUGUAUUUGUUUUCAGUGAACAAGAUCAAUAAAGUUUCCCGGGAUUUGUUCAAAA